CACCACACUGAGACUGUCUACUACUUGGAACCACGCGUCUCUCGUGCGUACUUCGGUGUCCUCCUGCCUGUUCAGCGAACCGAUAUGACGAUGAAGAUGAUGCUUAGUGCACUCUUGGUUACGUGUGCCAUUACCCUGUCUUCCUCGCAAACUCUUACCAACGACGACAUCACCAGCAUCUGCGCUGCAGUCGGGACACAGGGCCAGUGUACAUCCUGUUACUGGUGUUCUGUGAGGAAAGACGGUUUUUCCUUGAAAGUGAAAGACCUGUGCCGAGUACGUAACAGCCCGAGUGAUUGCAGCCUGGCUCUUUCAGAUUUCCCAUGUUCGAAGAUCAGGACCUUCUUUAGCCAGUCUUGUUCUGCGCCCAACACCAGGGUACAUCAGAUCGUGUGUCCCAUUGCUCAGUUGGCUGCUUCCUGCUUUGUAACAUCGGAGCCUACUGCGCCCACGGCAACUACGCCCACGGCAACUACAACUACGGUGCUUACAACGACUACAACAACCAUGCCUUCAAUUCAGGGACCAGACGUCGCCCCCAAAACGUUCAGGACCCCUUGCACUCAACGGUGUGUCCGCAACGACAUAGUGGCCUCAGUAUGCGGUGCUUCAACGCUGCCCGAAGCGUGUACCAUGCUCGAGGAUUCCUCGUUAGAUGGUCAAUACACCUGCUGUACAGGUUAAUACAGAGGACAUAUCAACAGGGGAUCCUGAACUCCACCAUAUCAAAAAAGUGUACAAUUAAGACAAAAUGGUUGCUUGUCAAAGAUCAUAUAUCAAUUGACUAAUAUGUAUUUUCAAACCUUCGAAAUGAAAAUAAAUUGAUCGUGGAGCAA
This is a messenger RNA of Haliotis rufescens (red abalone), 836 nucleotides long. RefSeq lists its product as uncharacterized. Bases 85 to 684 code for a protein of 199 amino acids. The transcript has 5 exons. The record is from RefSeq and is a predicted model, not a curated record. Lineage: Eukaryota; Metazoa; Mollusca; Gastropoda; Lepetellida; Haliotidae.